AUGAAAGAGUCAUCGAGCCGCGACGAAGGCUCCAUCUUUCAUUCGCACGUGUGCAUUUCCUCGGGCGCCGUGACGGUCGGCGAAGCGAGCGCCGCGGCCUUUCUCCGGUCGCCGCAGUCGCCUCGGGGCAGCUCUAACUGUGAAGAGCGGUCACGGUGGCGCAGCUCCGUGUCUACAGCGCGGCGCUCUCUACAGGGACUGCACCAAGUCGGAGGAAAAGAGGCCCCGGAGCCCCUUCUGUCAGCUGGCCUCCUCUUUCCCCUCCACUGGCUCUCCCCAUCUCCCUCUGGACGGACGCAUUAA
Molecule: messenger RNA, 303 nt
Organism: Knipowitschia caucasica
Lineage: Eukaryota; Metazoa; Chordata; Actinopteri; Gobiiformes; Gobiidae
Source: the annotation of a GenBank genome assembly